This is a messenger RNA of Lotus japonicus, 2160 nucleotides long. RefSeq lists its product as uncharacterized. Bases 296 to 1708 code for a protein of 470 amino acids. The transcript is spliced from 2 exons. NCBI's taxonomy places the organism in Eukaryota, Viridiplantae, Streptophyta, Magnoliopsida, Fabales, Fabaceae. The record is from RefSeq and is a predicted model, not a curated record.
UAGAGUUAAUUGCAGGGGAUUAUAAAUGAAUUGUAACUGAUUCUCUCUCUAAUUCAAUCUCAGUUUCUCUGUUUUCUCUCUUUCUCUCUUCUUCUUCUUAUUCCCUAACACUCGAGCAGAGGUCAACCCACAACCAUCGCAACCCAGGAUUGAUUCAGGACUAUUGUUUUACUGACUCCAAGAUAUCAAAAUCCAAGCUUAGGUGUUGUAAUAUAAGAGAAAUAAUCCUAAAGUGUGCUGUGGCAUUCGAGAAAGAAGUAGAUAAAAAGCAAUUGCCUUGGAUGAGUUUACAACGAUGACCCUUGAUGCAGCAACCUUUGAAAGUUUAAGCCCUUCUCGUUUUAUCUGCUUCACGGUACCCGAUCCAACUUGUUCAGAUUCACUGCUCCGAGUUGCGGUGCUUGACUCACCAGUCCAACCCACUGGCUCACCCCAAGUUGGUGCUAUGUUAGUUCCUGAAGGCCGUGAAACUGAUUGGAUCUUCUCCACUAAAUUGGGUCAUCUCCAACUUCUCUUCAGUUCUCCAGGAAUAUCCCGCUUGAUUUUGAUAGGAAACCAAUUGAAGGAGGGUGAUUCUUCACCACAUAUUUAUCACCGUCCAUUAAAAUUUUCAUUGCAUCAGCAAGGCUUUGAGGUGUGGUCAAAACCUCUUCUCCUUGCUUUGUCUCCCAGAUCUUUGUUAAAAAAUGGUAUCCCUGAGAUACCCAUUUUGAGUUAUGUAGAUAACUUGGUUUCUAGUGUAGUAAUACAUGAAUGUGUCGGUCAUCAUGUUGGUGAAAUGUUGGUUGAAGAUGUCGAGAUUGAAAGUGAAGGUGAUGAGCAUCAUGGUUGUCUCAAAAGGGAAUUUCGAAGGCGGUUGAGGUUCAAGAGGAUGCCAAAUUUGAUUCAAACAGAAGUUCGCAUAGUUGUUCCAGAGACAGAUCAUAGUUUGAUGAGUGUAUGUAUUGAAGAUGCAAAGUUUAUGCUUGAUCUUCGGGUUUUGGUUCAUCCUUACCUGGCAUCUAUGGUGGCUAGUCUUUCAGUGAUCAGUGAAUAUAUAGAGGGACGAAUUCAAAAUGAGUUUAGACCUAAAGCUUUAUGCCUAGGGGUCGGAGGUGGUGCUUUGCUAACUUUUCUGGCUAUUCAAUUAGGUUUUGAGGUCAUUGGUGUGGAUAGUGAUGCAGAGAUUUUAAGGGUGGCAAGGAAUUAUUUUGGAUUGGAAGGCAAUGAAUUUAUCCAUGUUGUCAAUGGAGAUGCUAUUAAAUUUAUGAAGAAAGUCUCAUACCAGGGAAAACACAGUGAGAGAUCUUUUGCUGAUAGUGAGCUUAAUGGUUUUAGCCACAUGGUGGAUGGUAAGGUCAAGCAUAAAUUUGAUGUUGUUAUGGUUGAUUUAGAUUCAAGCGAUAUAAGAAAUGGUACAAGUUCUCCACCAUUUGAAUUUGUUAGAAAGCAAGUUCUUAUUGCUGCUAAAUUAGUUCUUUCUGAAUCUGGAAUCAUUGCAAUUAAUGUCAUUACUCAAAGUAAGUCCUUCUAUGAUAGAUUGGUAAAGCAUUUUCAGGAAGUUUUCUGUGAGCUGUACAAGAUAGAUGUGGGGAAUGAUGAAAAUUUUGUUCUUGUUGCCACAGUAUCACCUCAGGUGUUUACAGUUGGGGAUUGCAGUAAUUCUUUUCUUAUGCGACUCAAAUUAGUUAUUCCAGAAGCAUACAUAAGUUCCAUUAGGAAAUUGUAGGCUGUGUUUGAAUAGUUGUGCAGCAAACGUGAACGUAGGUUGGACUCCAUCCAACAUUUGAGUUCUGUCCAAAAUCAUGCCUUAGGAAAUCGGGAAUCUGACAUGGAACAGAACAGCAUUCCAACAGAAGUGAACACAAAUACAAACACACAAGUAAUGUCUCACUUGUUGAGGCAAGUGCUCUUAAAGAUCAUUAACCUCCACUUUCUGCAUUGUAAAACAAAUUGAAGAUGUGGCAGUAGUUUUGAUACCAUGCACCUAGAAUCAGCUUCAAGACAAUUGAGCCAACAAUGUAACUGCAGCCGUAUCAAAGCUUUAAAUUUUGCUCUAUAUCCAUUUGUUUUAUUAUGGUAAAUAUACCUUUUUCUUAAUCACGCUCUCAACUUUGGUUAAUUCGAAAGUUGUACUCAAACUGUAGCAUUCCUUCUUCAUAGUUGAGUGCCUUUUUUAUA